AUGAGCGCACAGCGGUGGUCGGAGCUGCCCUACACCCGUGUUGCCUCGGUGGCCAUGCGGCGCUACAAGGUCCUCUUCAAGAAGCACGACGAGGAGCGCUUCGACAAGUACCUGGAGGACGUGGAGGCCGGCAAGGCCAAGAUCUCGGCGGGGGCGCUGCUGCCCCACGAGAUCGCGGCGGCCGCCUACCGUGGCGAGGAUGACGACGUGUCCGAGCUGCAGUGGCGCCGCAUGGUGGACGACCUCCGCUCCAAGGGCUCGUUGUGCAAUUGCAUCUCAGUCUGCGACGUGUCCGGCAGCAUGACCGGCACUCCCAUGGAGGUGUGCAUUGCGCUCGGCGUGCUCACGUCGGAGCUCAGCGAGGAGCCGUGGGCGGGCAAGGUGAUCACCUUCAGCGAGAGGCCUGAGCUCCAGCUCAUCAACGGCAAGACCCUCCGUGAGAAGAUGAGGUUCGUGCAGCGUAUGGAGUGGGACAUGAACACCAACUUCCAAGCAGUGUUCGACCAGAUCCUCCGCACGGCGGUGGAAGCCCGGCUGGCGCCAGAGAAGAUGAUCAGGACUGUGUUUGUGUACAGCGACAUGGAGUUCGACGAGGCGUCGGGGCACGAGGAUGACGACGACGAUGACUACUCUGAGGACGACGAUGAGGAGGACGAGGAGGAGGAAAGGCAGCGGUCGUGGAACACAGAUUAUAAGGUGAUCUGCCAGAAGUUUAGGGACGCCGGGUACGGGGACGUGGUGCCGCAAAUCAUCUUCUGGAACCUGCGCGACUCCAAAUCGACGCCGGUGACGUCGACGCAGCCCGGGGUGGCCAUGGUGAGCGGCUUCUCCAAGAACUUCCUCAAGAUCUUCCUGAAGAGGGACGGCGUGGUGAACCCCGAGGCCAUUAUGAUGGAGGCCAUCGCCGGCGACGAGUACCAGAAGCUGGCUGUGUUCGACUAG
Molecule: messenger RNA, 942 nt
Organism: Triticum turgidum subsp. durum (durum wheat)
Lineage: Eukaryota; Viridiplantae; Streptophyta; Magnoliopsida; Poales; Poaceae
Source: the annotation of a GenBank genome assembly